AUGGAUGCCAUAUCAGCCUACAGCUUCACGUCCUGCGCCUGGCACCUGCUGCAGGCAAUACCACUAAUCAUCUGGCCCGCGGCCAUCAACGGGCUGCUGACGUACGCGGGCGAGCAGGGCGCCGUGCCCGUGCCCAGCAUGCCCAUGCAGCCGUCGAGCUCCGUCGAGAACUACUUCGCGCGCAGCCUGGGGCUGGCCCUUCUGGCGCUGGGGAUGGUCACGGUUGUGUUGACGGGGAGCCUGCCGUUGGGUUCGAUGGUCGAGUCCCCCACCGAAACUCCCUCCCCCUACGCCGCCGCCAGCGUCCUCCUGACGACGCUUCACCACGUCAGCGCGGCCUUCUACUGCUGGGCGCGGUACAACAAGACGCAACAAACAGGCUUCCUGCUCGGCUUCGUCGGGAGUGCGGUCCUGGCCGCGUUCGGGACCUGGUGCGUGCUGUUCGGCGGCGGCAAGGCGCGCGUCAGCCGCCGCACGGGCGCCGAUAAGCGCACGAGCGGGUUUCCGUUCCGGAAUGCCGAGGCGGAGAAGCGGAAGGGGCGGUGA
Messenger RNA from Anthostomella pinea, 546 nucleotides. Lineage: Eukaryota; Fungi; Ascomycota; Sordariomycetes; Xylariales; Xylariaceae. The record is from the annotation of a GenBank genome assembly.